AUGCUCACUCGUCAUACAUUCCAAGCGUUCCGGAAUAUUUAUGGUCCACCAAAGAAGUCUGUUGAACUUCCAAAGUACGAUCUUGUAAUAGUCGGAGGUGGAAUUGUGGGAUGUGCAACCGCCCGUCAACUUCUAAUCGAGAAGCCGAAUCUGAAAAUUGCGCUUAUCGAAAAAGAAAAAGAGUUGGCAGUUCAUCAAAGUGGGCAUAAUUCUGGAGUUAUUCAUGCUGGAAUUUAUUAUACUCCGGGUAGUUUGAAAGCCAAAUUAUGUGUCGAGGGGCUCGACUUGUCUUAUAAAUUUUUCGAUGAAGAGAAGAUUCCGUAUAAGAAGACUGGAAAAUUGAUUGUAGCCGUGGAACCUGAAGAAGUGCCGAGGCUAGAUGCAUUGUUCACGCGAGCGCAAACCAAUGGAUGUCGUGAUAUUGAAAUGAUUGAUCCGAAAAGAAUCACUGAAAUCGAGCCCCAUUGUAGAGGUCUGAAAGCUCUCUGGAGUCCUCAUACUGGAAUUGUUGACUGGGGAUACGUUACGAAGAAAUUUGGAGAAGACUUUGAAAAACGAGGAGGAAAGAUUUAUACCAGUUAUCCGUUAGAAAAGAUUGAAGAUAAUUUGAAGGAUUCAAACUACCCGAUUCGAGUUUCGAGUGAUCCAUCAUUUGCUGAGUUCGAAACUAAAAAUUUGAUAACUUGUGCUGGAUUGCAAUCGGAUCGAGUCGCAGCGCUAUCCGGUUGCUCAACGGACCCUAAAAUUGUACCAUUCCGAGGCGAAUAUCUUCUACUAAAACCCGAAAAACGGCAUCUUGUGAAAACAAAUAUCUACCCAGUGCCGGAUCCAAGAUUCCCAUUUCUUGGAGUUCAUUUCACACCAAGAAUGAACGGAGAUAUUUGGUUGGGUCCAAAUGCAGUUCUGGCUUAUAAACGCGAAGGAUAUUCGUACUUCAGUAUUUCUCCAAGUGAUUUAUUGGAAUCUCUGAGUUACAGUGGAAUGCAAAAGUUAGUGAAGAAACAUUUCACGUUUGGUAUCAAAGAGCUCUAUCGUGGAAUCUGGAUUGCUGCUCAAGUCAAACAAUUGCAGAGAUUUAUUCCAGAAUUGAAAUACAGUGAUGUUACCAGAGGCCCGUCUGGUGUACGUGCUCAAGCUAUGGACAGUGCCGGAAAUCUUGUCGAUGAUUUCGUUUUCGACAGUGGAACUGGAAAGCUAUCAUCUCUAAUCAUGCACGUCAGAAACGCUCCGUCACCUGCUGCCACGUCUUCUUUGGCAAUCGCCAAAAUGAUUACAUCGGAAGCUGUGAACCGAUUCAAACUUUGA
This is a messenger RNA of Caenorhabditis remanei, 1305 nucleotides long. RefSeq lists its product as uncharacterized. The coding region runs from base 1 to 1305 and encodes 434 amino acids. Gene Ontology annotation, molecular function: (S)-2-hydroxy-acid oxidase activity; (S)-2-hydroxyglutarate dehydrogenase activity. The record is from RefSeq and is a predicted model, not a curated record. The transcript is spliced from 5 exons. NCBI's taxonomy places the organism in Eukaryota, Metazoa, Nematoda, Chromadorea, Rhabditida, Rhabditidae.